Molecule: messenger RNA, 1416 nt
Organism: Oryctolagus cuniculus (rabbit)
Lineage: Eukaryota; Metazoa; Chordata; Mammalia; Lagomorpha; Leporidae
Gene: TMEM191C
Product: transmembrane protein 191C
Source: RefSeq, a predicted model, not a curated record
CAUGAGUACAAGUUCUUCCAUUAUCUUGAUAUUUCAAACUUUACUUCCAUCUUUUUUCAGUUGGGAAAUAAAGUUUCAAAGACAGAGUCCUCUGAGGUUUCCAUACAGGCAUGUAUUUUAUUUUUACAAUCGUGUCCUGUCCCACAGACUUUUAUUGAGUCUCUCUCAGCCUGCCCUCCUCCUGCUGGGACCCGCCCGCAGGGCUGCCCAGGAAGGUAGCAGAAGCGUGUUCAGCAGCAGAGAGCAGGCUCCAAGCUUGGGCGGCUCAAGAGGUGGACGCGGCAGGCGAGCUGGGGGGCCAGGCAGAGCCCCUGGAGCCAUGGCCGAGGAGCAGGAGCAGCUGCUGCAGCUGCAGAAAGACAACCGCGACGGCCGCCUGCGGAAGCAAGAGCUGGAGGAGCUGGUGCGCGGGCUGGAGGCGGAGAGCGAGAGCCUCACUGGGCGCCUGCAGGACCUGCGCGAGCGGGAGCGGAGCCUGCAGCGGAGGCGAAGCCAGGCGGCGCGGGCCCUAAGAGGCGAGGCGCGCGAGGCGGCGCGGGAGCGUGCGGAGCGGGCGCGUGGGCUGCUGGAGGCGGCGGAGCGGCACAAGCGGGACCUGGAGCAACACAACCAGCAGCUGCAGGAGCAGUGGGAGGAGCUGUCCAGUCAGCUCUUCUACUACGGAGGGGAACAGCUGAGUCAGCAGCGCGCGGAGCAGCAACUCGGGACCCAACUGGUGGCGCUGCAGAAACAGCUGGAGCUGCUGGAGGCCAAGUUCGCCAUGCAGGCGCAGGGCCUGCGGCAGGGCGCGCAGCGGACGGAGGAGGCCUGGGCCAGCUUCCAGGAGCAGAGCGGAGUCCUGCAGGAGCUGCAGGGAAAAGUAAUGGAGGCGGCAGCUGCGCUGGACGCCUCUAGAGGAGGCCGGGAACCGUGGGACUCGCAGCCUCGCCGAGUGCAGGACUGCGCGGGCUCGCUCAUGGAGGAGGUGGCCAAGGCGGACUGUGUGAGCGCGGGCUGGGGCGGGCUGCAGCCGGGGCCCGCCUCCCACGGGGGAGCCGCCCCCCUCGCCCCCACGAGGCGCCGCAGCCCGUGCCUCCCUGCGCGUCCCGCGGGAGCUCUGGCUUGGCGCAGCGUGGAGCUGGACGCCCCGCUCUCGAAUCCCCGCAGGAGAAGCGGCUGUUCGGCGGCGUGGGCGCAGGUGGGAUCAGGCUGUGGGCUCUGGGCGCGCUACAGACCCUGCUGCUGCUCCCGCUCGGCUUCCUGGCGCUGCCGCUGCUCUACGUGGCGUUGCUGAACCCCGACGCCAUCCGCCGGGGACUCCCGCGCCUCGGCUCGGACGCCGCCUUCCGCCGCCUGCGCUACACGUUGUCCCCGCUGCUCGAGCUGCGCGCGCGCGGGCUCCUGCCCGCCUAGCGCGCAUCACGCCGGCCGCCCGCA